Messenger RNA from Solenopsis invicta (red fire ant), 3102 nucleotides. RefSeq lists its product as uncharacterized. The coding region runs from base 1046 to 2272 and encodes 408 amino acids. The record is from RefSeq and is a predicted model, not a curated record. The transcript is spliced from 6 exons. NCBI's taxonomy places the organism in Eukaryota, Metazoa, Arthropoda, Insecta, Hymenoptera, Formicidae.
CAGGUGGCGGUAGAUCUUUAACGGCCAUCUUAGAUAAUCUAUAGCCGUGUGACAAUCACAGAUCAUAUAAGUAAAGUGACAAUUAACGUAUCUGUUAUAGGUUAUAUUAUCUAUUUAAUAUAAAAAUAAAAUUAUCACUCGAUUAAGUGGAUUAAGUUCAAUAUGUUCGUCAGCGAGUGAACGUAGCUGCAUUAAAGACAUCGACUGUGAAAUUACCGUUCUUAAUUUUAAUGAUGGUAAAAGUUGAAUGGAUCUGCAUUGUACCAGGCUGUAAAUCAAAUUCAAGGACUCCUGGUCAUUUUUUCCCAAAGAGUCCAAUAUUAUCAGAAAAGUGGAAAGAAGCUGUAAAUAAUAGUAUAAUUUUAAAUAUCUCAUCAGAAGAAUUAAGAAAAUAUAGAAUAUGUCACUUGCAUUUUUUACCUGAAGAUUAUAUUUAUACUCAAAAUCGUCGAAGACUGAAACAUAAUGCAGUACCUAGUGUAAAUACAUAUAAUACGCAGACAGUUACAGAUAGUACAGAAAUAAAUGAUGCAAAUAGAGAGACAAAUGAUGCAAAUACAGAAAUAAAUGAUACAACUGACAUACAGUUGCAUUCACAAUCUGAAACAAAUACUGAAUUACAUUUACAAUCUCAAACCAGUAAUACAGAAAUAAAUGAUACAAUUGACAUACAGUUGCAUUCACAAUGUAAAACAAAUACUGAAUUACAUUUACAAUCUCAAACCAGUAAUGAACCUGGACCUUCCACAAGUAAUUUUAUAUGUGCAGAAACAAAUAUGCAAAACGAUCAAAAUAAUAUCACAAAUAAGGUUAAUAGUCCAUCACGAAUAUCAAGAAAUAUACUUGGAUCUGUUACAAGACAACGUCAUUUACCACCAAAAGCACAAAAAAUAUAUAAGAAAGCUGUAACAUUAGCGAAGGAAAGAAACCGAAUGAAAAGACAAAUAAUAAAUUAUAAAACAUUAAAGAUGCAAAAAAGUUAUCAAAUACUCAAUUUUGUAAAAAGUUUAACAGUUUAACUCCAACGCAAAGAUUAUUUUUCAAUAUGCAAUUACGAAAUACAAAAUAUGCUCCAAAGGGAAGAUUUACACUUGACGAAAAAAUUUUAGCAUUGUCGCUGUAUAAACAAUCUGGAUCUUGUUAUAAAUUAUUAUCAAAAUUAUUUGUUUUACCAAGUGCUACAACUCUAAAAUGUUUGCUACGAACAAUUUCUUUGCAACCAGGAAUUAAUAAAUUUAUUUUUGAGCAUCUUCGGCAACAUAUAGCACAAAUGAAAAAUGAAACAGACAAAUUAUGUAUAUUAAUGUGGGACGAGAUGUCAUUAGAAGCCAAUUUGCAGUAUGACCAAUUGAAUGACAGAAUAAUUGGUUUUGAAGAUUGGGGACAUAGACGUACAUCACUGAUAGCCGAUCAUGUUUUGGUUUUUAUGUUAAUUAGAUGCAUAAAAGAAAUUAUAAAAGAAUUAUCUGAAGCUGGUUUGACAAUAAUUGCAACUGUAUGCGACCAAGGGGGACCAAAUAUGACAUCCAUUAAGAAACUUCUCGAGGAUUCAAGAAGUAAAUGUAUACAAAAAGGUCAAGAAUAUCGAGGUUUUAUUGAACUUUUUGGGCAAAAUAUUGUACCUAUCUAUGAUCCACCGCAUCUUUUAAAAGGAAUCUGUAAUAAUUUAUUACUUAAAAAUUUGGAAAUUAAUGCCACUAAUUCAGGAAAAAAGGAACGACAGUUUGCAUCAUGGGACAUCAUUGAUCAGGCAUAUAAAAUGGAUAUUUACACAAAUACAUUAAAUCGUCAAUUGCCAAAAUUAACCGAUGAACAUGUUAUUAGGUCAAAAAUAAAAAAGAUGAAAGUUAAAUGUGCUGCUCAAAUUUUUAGUGCAAGAUUAUCAGCAUAUAUUGAAUACAACAGCAAAAUCAAAGGAGGAUUUAUCGAGACACAGAUUGGUCCACUACAAAUACCAAAGGCAGGAUAUGACACAGCAAUAGUGUUAGAUUUUUUCAACAAAGUUUUUGAUUCCGUGAACGCUCAUACUUUGCAUCCAGAGACUCCUUUACGUGUUGCGGUAACAAAAAAUAGCAAACACCAUGAUUUUUGGCCACAUGCUACUAAAUUAUUGUCCGACAUGCGAUAUGUAGAUCCGAAUACUAAGCAACCAGUUAAGUGCAUACCGUCAUUAAAAAAUUGGAUUUUUACUCUACGUGGAUUUCAGAACAUAUGGAAAAUAGUUGAUAACGCAGGUAUAAAAUUUUUAAAAAUAUUAAUCAAGAUCCACUAGAAAACUGUUUUGAUAUGAUUCGUAGUCACGGACGUAGAAAUAUUAAUCCUUCGUGUAGCCAAUUUUGUGGAUCAUACAAAACAUUAUUAAUUAAUAAUUUAACAUCAAAACGGUCUAUGGGCUCUAACUGCGAAGAUAAAAAUGACGGUAAUUUAUUAUUUAAUUUAAAACAAUUUGUGAAAAACGUUUCUCAUGUAAAUAAUGCAUCAGAACAAAUAGUUGAAGAAGACUCUGUAGCAUUCCAAAAUAACACAAUAAUACAUAACAUCUCAUCACAUAAAAAUAAUAGUCAAAUGUAUGUUUCUGGUUGGAUUGCAAAAAAGAUUUUAUCUUUGAAACAGUUUAAAAAUUGUUUAGAGUGUAAACAGAGUCUUCUAACAACAGAUAUAACAUCUGAAGAAUAUGUGCAACUAGUUCAUAGAGAAUAUGUACGAGAGAAACCUUCUUUAACUUAUCCAUCAAUGACUUUUUUCAAACACGCAUUUAUUAAAGCCGAUUCUAUUUUAAAUAAAAAUAUUUCUUUAUUAUUUCGCAGAAAUAUUUCUACUUUGUUAUAUACACUUUUAAACGAUAAAUUAAGUUUAGAUUUUAUACGUUGUAAUAAACAUAAAGAAGAAUUAAAACAUGUUGUAAUACAAAAAAUUACAAAACUAUUUUUAUAUACAUUUUGUAAAAUAGUCAAUAGAAUUUUAUCUGGUCGUGACACUCGAUAUGUUUCUACAAAUAUUAUAUUUCAGCAAGCUAUUGAACAUUAUAAAAAGAAGCAAAAGUGAUUUAUAAAAAAAAUGUAAAUAUUUUGACAAUAUAUCAAAUACAAUAUAUUAAAUAUU